AUGGCAGACAAGUUUGUCAUCGCCCAUGCAGGAGCUAAAAAGGCGGAAGCAAGGGCAAACGACAUUUUCGCCAUUAGACAGACGCCCGGCGAGGGGCUUAGGGACUUCCUAGCCCGAUUCAACAGGGUGAGAAAGAGCCUACCAAAUAUGUCAGAAGGGAUGGCAGUAGCAGCCUUCCAGAACGGAAAUCCACAAUGCCUAUUGCAUCGAGGUAAGGCCGACGAGGACGACCUCAACGGUCCGAUCCAGCGGCUGACGUCAGUUCAAACUGAAGCAAGGAAAGAUCGUCGCAAUGACGAUCGUAGGGAGCAGCUACCCCGUCUCAGCCGAGAAAGACAUCAGCCCUAUAUCAGGGCACCCAUCCCACCUCCUCCGCGGCACACAGAUGUCCCAACUCGACAUACCGCGCCACACCGAAACGAAAGAGUGUACGCACUGGAGAAGCUCGGUGCAAUGGCCGCAAAAGAUCGAAAAUCCGACCCGAGCACCCAAAAGUCAAAUGUUCUCUGCGAAUUCCACCAGGAAAGGGGUCAUAAAAUCGAGGAUUGCAUAGGUCUGCGGCAGGAGGUAGUAAGAAUGCUAAAUCAAGGACACCUGAAAGAACUACUGAGCGACCGGGGACGAGCUAACUUUGCUCGCGGACGCGAACAACCACAAGGACCCCCAAAACCGCCAUCUCCCGCUCGUACCAUACAAAUGAUUAUCGGUGGAGGCGACGACACAACAUUCAACCAUGUAAAGUUCACCACUACGCACAAAUUCAAACGAUCGAUCACUCAUGAACGGUAUGAUGAUCUCGAAGACAGUAUCAUCUUUGAUAAACCAGAUACCGACGGUUUGUGUUUCCCUCACUACUAUGCUCUUGUUAUCACUUUACGAAUUGCAGAUACUGAUGUAAAAAGAAUAAUGGUUGAUGACGAAAGCGGCGCGUGUAUUAUCCAUCCUCGAGUUCUCGUACAAAUGAGACUCGACGAUAAAAUAAUACUACAUUGCAUAAUACUAACGGGUUUUAAUAAUGCAAUCGAACGAACUUCUGGAGAGAUAGUGCUACCCGUCCUAGCCGGAGGAGUCACCUUGGAAAUGACGUUUCACGUCAUGGAUCAAGAUACAACCUACAACGCUAUCAUAGGGCGUCCAUGGAUACACGCCAUGCGAGCGCUCCCGUCCAGUCUCUAUCAAAUAGAUGCUAUCAAGGAUCCCGACAUCAUAGAGGCCUCCGAGUCGACCAUAGAAGACCUCGAUCCCGUCCAACUGGACAACAACGACAUCACGAAAAAGGCUUAUAUUGGGCACAACCUCUCAGAACGAGAUAUGUCGGGCAUCCCAAAAGAUAUUGCCACACACAAACUGAAUGUUGACCCCCUCUGCCCACCUCUGCAGCAAAUGAGGAGAAAGUUCAAUGCCGCAAUCAACGAUGCAGUCAGCGAAGAAGUUGAUAAGCUGCUCGCCAAUGGCUCCGUCCGAAAGUCAAAGUAUCCCCAGUGGGUCGCCAAUGUGCUCAUCGACGCAACAGCGGGACACGAGUUGCUAAGCUUCUUAGAUGCCUACUCGAGUUACAACCAUAUUUUAAUGGAAGAAGAGGACCAAGAGAAAACUACUUUUAUCACUCACCAAGGAACAUAG
Molecule: messenger RNA, 1623 nt
Organism: Nicotiana attenuata
Lineage: Eukaryota; Viridiplantae; Streptophyta; Magnoliopsida; Solanales; Solanaceae
Exons: 6
Coding region: 1-1623 (540 amino acids)
Source: RefSeq, a predicted model, not a curated record